This is a messenger RNA of Larimichthys crocea (large yellow croaker), 1332 nucleotides long. It is a transcript of the gene golga7, whose product is annotated as golgin A7. The transcript has 6 exons. The record is from RefSeq and is a predicted model, not a curated record. NCBI's taxonomy places the organism in Eukaryota, Metazoa, Chordata, Actinopteri, Sciaenidae. Gene Ontology annotation, cellular component: Golgi stack; palmitoyltransferase complex. Bases 88 to 522 code for a protein of 144 amino acids. Gene Ontology annotation, biological process: protein targeting to membrane; peptidyl-L-cysteine S-palmitoylation; Golgi to plasma membrane protein transport.
CUCUUAUUGUGAAAACAACAGACCGGAAGUUGCACUGAGCCGAAACGGGAGCGUCGAUGCGCAGCAGCUUCAGGGGAACCGUCCACUAUGGCUGAGACCCACAGCUUACAAGACCUCCAGCAGCCGGCUGUCUCCUCCAAGGUGUUCAUCCAGAGAGACUACAGCUCAGGAACCAUCUGCAAAUUUCAGACCAAGUUUCCCUCUGAGCUGGAGUCCAGGCUUGAUAAGCAGCAGUUUGAGGAAACCAUCCAGACUCUAAACAACCUGUACGCAGAGGCAGAGAAACUAGGGGGGAAGUCUUAUUUGGAGGGCUGCCUGGCUUGUCUAACCGCCUACACCGUCUUCCUCUGUAUGGAGACACACUACGAAAAGGUGUUAAAGAAGAUUGCCAGGUACAUUAAGGACCAGAAUGAGAAGAUAUAUGCUCCCAGGGGCUUGCUGUUGACCGACCCCAUCGAGAGAGGCCUCAGAGUCGUUGAAAUCACCAUCUUUGAAGACAGAAGUAUUGGCUCUGGAAGAUAAAGAAACUUGGGGCUGAUGAAUCUGACCAGAUAAUCUUCAUCUGUCUGGCGGCACAUAUUCAGACAUCUGCUUCACCUGAAUGGAUGUAUAUAAUUCUGAUCUGAUCCAUUUCUCUAUUAUUUAUAACUACUCGACUGUCUGCCUAUACUUAUAUGUUUUUAAAUGUGUUUUCAUGUCUUUUUUUUAUACAUGUCAAGAUGUAUAAAUGUCUUAGUUGAUCCAGACCAGUCAUUAUGAAUAGUGCCAUUGUGUUAAAUGCAACUUUCUGACCAUGGUAAAAAUAAGUGAUUUGACUUGAGUAUUGUUUUGUAAAUGAUAUAAAGUCAAAUAAUAUGUAAUCGCCAAGAACUGUUUGAGAGAUAAGUUGGGACCGAGUUGGUUGUAGCCUUUGUUGAGGCAAAUGUUUCCGUAUCUGUGCAUGAAUGUGUCUUUUAGGGGUUCAAUCAAGUCCUGUGAAACGCACAUUGGAAGUCCUGAGUUGUUUUUGUGACUUCAACGAUGGAGCAUGUUUACCAUUAUUACAGAAUAAUAACAUGAUAUAUUACAUUUUGAGAAAUGUCUGUCUCUACAGUGUCAUAAUAUACCUGCACUAAAUCUCCUAAAUCAUAUUCAACCUGUUAAAACCUGUUAGCUGAUUCGCCAUGUACUUCACAAAUGUCAUCUCCCUCUUUUCAUUUUCACCAAACACCACAGAAACCUUAAACACUCUGAGUUCCACAGAUGAUUGCUAUAGUUGGUGUUUGAUAAAACCGGUGUACUUUUCUUACAAAUAUUGUUCUGUUUUAUCUAAAUAAAUUUUCCUGAAAUCUG